GCGCGUACACGUGGUGGGUCAUUAUGCUGCUGCACCUGUGUAGUGUGAAGAAUCUGUACCAGAACAGGUUCUUAGGCCUGGCCGCCAUGGCAUCUCCAUCCAGAAACUCCCAGAACCGACGCCGGUGCAAGGAGCCCCUCCGCCACAGCUACAACCCGGGCCAGUUCCACAGCAUGGCCAUUAGGACCGGCCCCCAUGGCGCUGUCACCAUCCCCCGCUCCACCAGCGACACCGACCUGGUCACCUCAGACAGCCGCUCCACGCUCACGGUCAGCAGCUCCUAUUACUCCAUAGGGCACUCGCAGGACCUGGUGAUCCACUGGGACAUAAAGGAGGAAGUGGACGCCGGGGACUGGAUUGGCAUGUACCUCAUCGAUGAGGUCUUGUCGGAAAACUUUCUGGACUAUAAGAACCGUGGAGUCACUGGUUCUCAUCGGGGCCAGAUCAUCUGGAAGAUUGAUGCCAGCUCUUACUUUGUGGAGCCUGAAACUAAGAUCUGCUUCAAAUACUACCAUGGAGUGAGUGGAGCCUUGAGGGCCACCACGCCUAGUGUCACCGUCAAAAACUCAGCAGCUCCUAUUUUUAAAAGUAUUGGCUCUGAUGAGACUGUGCAAGGGCAAGGAAGUCGGAGGCUGAUCAGCUUUUCUCUCUCAGAUUUCCAGGCCAUGGGGUUGAAGAAAGGGAUGUUUUUCAACCCAGACCCUUACCUGAAGAUUUCCAUUCAGCCUGGGAAGCACAGCAUCUUCCCUGCCCUCCCACACCACGGACAGGAGAGGCGAUCCAAGAUCAUCGGCAACACCGUGAACCCCAUCUGGCAGGCCGAGCAAUUCAGCUUUGUGUCCUUGCCCACUGAUGUGCUGGAAAUUGAGGUGAAGGACAAGUUUGCCAAGAGCCGCCCCAUCAUCAAGCGCUUCUUGGGAAAGCUGUCGAUGCCAGUUCAGAGACUCCUGGAAAGACAUGCCAUAGGGGACAGAGUGGUCAGCUACACACUUGGCCGCAGGCUUCCAACAGAUCACGUGAGUGGACAGCUGCAGUUCCGAUUUGAGAUCACUUCCUCCAUCCACCCAGAUGAUGAGGAGAUUUCCCUGAGUACCGAACCUGAGUCUGCAGAAAUUCAGGACAGCCCCAUGAAUAGCCUGGUGGCAAGCAGCCGUGGGGAGCCCCCUGGCACUAAUGCACCAGAGCCCUCGGGGACCUCGAGGCCGGAGCAGCUGAGCCAGGGCAGCGCGGUGGGCCCUGCAGGGAACGAGAGCCUGGAGCUUGCCAAUCCGGUUGAGGCAGCCGCAGGUACCACGGAGGCAGGAGACGAUGGCACGGUCUGUGUGAGGCCUGAGGGGGCUGGGGAGCUUCCGGCCCCCUGGUCAGAGGACACGGAGCCCGCCCUGAGCGCGGAAGAACUGGCCGAACGGCUGGACCUGGGAGGGGAGGCGGCCCUACCCGGGCUGCUGGAGGACGGUCGAGCCCCGGGCAGCCCCGGGGAGCCAGUGGCCGAGGAGGCGGCGGCAGGGAGCCGGGCUGGGGGGCAGGAGGAGGAGAAGGAGCAGGUGGAGGAGGAGGAGGGGGGCGUGUCUGCCCUGGGGCAGGGGGAGGACAGGCUGCCGCUGCGGGCUUCGGGGAAGAGGAAGAGCAGGCCGUGCUCCCUGCCUGUGUCCGAGCUGGAGACGGUGCUCGCGUCCGCCUGCGGGGAGCCCGAGACGCCUCGGACCCACUACAUCCGCAUCCACACGCUGCUGCACAGCCUGCCCUCUGCGCAGGGCGGCAGCGCGGACGAGGACGGCGCGGAGGAGGAGGCCACGCUCAAGGAUGCAUCGGAGAAGGAGGCGCUCAGCGAGGUGGACACGGUCGCCGCCGCCGAGCCUCCGCCCCUGGAAGAGGAUGGAGAGGCCCCCGAGGGGACCACUCCAGGCGCGGCGCCCCCGGGCCGCUCGGGCUUGGCCAACGGCUCGGUCCCAGAUGGCGACACGCUCCCCAGCACGGGGAGCGAGAGCGACUCCAGCCCGCGGCAGGGCGGGGACCACAGCUGCGAGGGCUGCGACGCCUCCUGCUGCAGCCCCUCGUGCUACAGCUCCUCGUGCUACAGCUCCUCGUGCUACAGCACCUCGUGCUACAGCAGCUCCUGCUACAGCGCCUCCUGCUACAGCCCCUCCUGCUACAACGGCAGCAGGUUCGCCAGCCACACCCGCUUCUCCUCCGUGGACAGCGCCAAGAUCUCCGAGAGCACCGUCUUCUCCUCCCAGGAUGACGACGAGGAGGAGGAGAACAGCGCCUUCGAGUCGGUGCCCGACUCGGUGCAGAGCCCCGAGCUGGAGCCGGAGUCGGCGAACGGCGCCGGGUGGCCAGACGAGUCGGCUGCCCCCGCCGGGAGCGUGGCCAGAACCGUGGAAGGUCUGGAGUCCCCCGUGGCAGGGCCGAGCAGUCGGAGAGAAGGUGAAUGUCCUAUACUCCAUAAUUCCCAGCCAGUAAGCCAGCUUCCUUCCUUGAGGCCUGAACAUCACCACUACCCAACAAUCGAUGAGCCUCUUCCACCAAACUGGGAAGCUCGCAUUGACAGCCACGGGCGGGUCUUUUAUGUGGACCACGUGAACCGCACGACCACCUGGCAGCGUCCCACAUCAGCAGCCACCCCCGACGGGAUGCGGAGAUCCGGGUCCAUCCAGCAGAUGGAGCAACUUAACAGACGGUACCAAAAUAUUCAGCGAACCAUUGCUACAGAGAGGCCUGAAGAAGAUUCUGGCAGCCAAAGUUGUGAGCAAGUCCCAGCAGGAGGCGGCGGAGGAGGUGGCGGGAGUGACUCAGAGGCUGAAUCUUCUCAGUCGAGCAUAGACCUGAGGAGAGAUGGGUCACUUUCUCCAGUGAACUCACAAAAAAUCACCUUGCUGCUGCAGUCUCCAGCUGUCAAGUUCAUCACCAACCCUGAGUUCUUCACUGUACUGCACGCCAAUUACAGUGCCUACCGAGUCUUCACCAGUAGCACCUGCUUGAAGCACAUGAUCCUCAAAGUCCGGCGGGACGCGCGCAACUUUGAACGCUACCAGCACAACCGAGACUUGGUGAAUUUCAUCAACAUGUUUGCGGACACUCGGCUGGAAUUGCCCCGGGGCUGGGAGAUCAAAACAGACCAGCAGGGAAAGUCUUUCUUCGUGGACCACAACAGUCGAGCUACCACUUUCAUUGACCCCCGAAUCCCUCUUCAGAACAGUCGUCUUCCCAACCAUCUGACACAUCGACAGCACCUCCAGAGACUCCGAAGUUACAGCGCUGGAGAGGCCUCAGAAGUCUCUAGAAACAGAGGAGCCUCUUUACUGGCCAGGCCAGGACACAGCCUAGUAGCUGCUAUUCGAAGCCAACAUCAACAUGAGUCACUGCCACUGGCAUAUAAUGACAAGAUUGUGGCAUUUCUUCGCCAGCCAAACAUUUUUGAAAUGCUGCAAGAGCGUCAGCCAAGUUUGGCGAGAAACCACACACUCAGGGAAAAAAUCCAUUACAUUCGGACCGAGGGUAAUCAUGGGCUUGAAAAGUUGUCCUGUGAUGCAGAUCUAGUCAUUUUGCUGAGUCUCUUUGAAGAAGAGAUUAUGUCCUAUGUCCCCCUGCAGGCUGCCUUCCACCCUGGGUACAGCUUCUCUCCCCGCUCUUCACCCUGCUCCUCACCUCAGAACUCCCCAGGUUUACAGAGAGCCAGUGCAAGAGCCCCUUCACCCUACAGGAGAGACUUUGAGGCCAAGCUCCGCAAUUUCUACCGAAAACUGGAAGCCAAAGGAUUUGGUCAGGGUCCAGGGAAAAUUAAGCUCAUCAUUCGGCGAGACCACCUGUUGGAGGGAACCUUCAAUCAGGUUAUGGCCUACUCCCGGAAGGAGCUCCAGCGAAACAAGCUCUACAUCACCUUUGUUGGAGAGGAGGGCCUGGACUACAGUGGUCCUUCGCGAGAGUUCUUCUUCCUUUUGUCUCAGGAGCUCUUCAACCCUUACUAUGGACUCUUCGAGUACUCCGCCAAUGACACCUACACCGUGCAGAUCAGCCCCAUGUCUGCGUUUGUAGAAAACCAUCUUGAAUGGUUCAGGUUUAGUGGUCGAAUCCUAGGCCUGGCUCUGAUCCAUCAGUACCUUCUGGAUGCUUUCUUCACAAGGCCCUUCUAUAAGGCACUCCUGAGACUGCCCUGUGAUUUGAGUGACCUGGAAUAUCUGGAUGAGGAAUUCCACCAGAGCUUGCAAUGGAUGAAGGACAACAACAUCACAGACAUCCUCGACCUCACAUUCACAGUUAAUGAAGAAGUUUUUGGCCAGGUAACGGAGAGGGAGUUAAAAUCUGGAGGAGCCAACACCCAAGUGACAGAAAAGAACAAGAAGGAGUACAUCGAGAGGAUGGUGAGGUGGCGGGUGGAGCGCGGAGUGGUGCAACAGACCGAGGCCCUGGUCCGGGGCUUCUACGAGGUGGUGGACUCGAGGCUGGUCUCCGUGUUCGAUGCCAGGGAGCUGGAGCUGGUGAUCGCGGGCACGGCGGAGAUCGACCUGGGCGACUGGCGGAACAACGCUGAGUACCGGGGAGGUUAUCACGAUGGGCAUCUCGUGAUCCGCUGGUUCUGGGCUGCGGUGGAACGUUUCAACAAUGAGCAGAGACUCAGAUUACUGCAGUUCGUCACAGGAACAUCAAGUGUGCCCUACGAAGGCUUUGCAGCCCUUCGAGGAAGCAACGGGCUUCGGCGUUUUUGCAUAGAGAAAUGGGGGAAAAUUACAUCUCUCCCCAGGGCACACACGUGCUUCAAUCGAUUGGAUCUUCCACCUUAUCCCUCGUACUCCAUGUUGUAUGAAAAGCUGUUAACGGCGGUAGAAGAAACCAGCACCUUUGGACUUGAAUGAGGAACUGAAAACUUCCCUGACAUUUUCCUGGCCAGUGACAUCAUCCUUUCCCUUUCCCUGAAUCAACUCUCCUUUGAUUUUGGUAUUCCAUGAUUUUCGUUUUCAAACCAAAUCAGGAUUGACGAGCUGUGCAUGAAGAAUUGCCUUCUUCUAAGAUCUAACCUUCAGGCUUAUCUCCUCUACUUUCAAUGAACUGCUAGCCUGUAUGCAAUAUUUAAAAACAAACAAACAAACAAACAAAAAAACAGCUGUCUCAAGGUCUGUGUAUAUCUCCACAUACCUCCAUUACUAACAAUGAAAUAUGAAUGCAAGUUAUGCUACACUUGACCAAAUGGUAAUAAAUGUUUACUUCCAUUUCUAUGAUUUAAGGGGAAAUUUGAGCAUUAAGCAUUCCAAGCUUUUCUACACCCAUCUCUUCUGA
Balaenoptera musculus (blue whale) is the source of this 5274-nucleotide messenger RNA. RefSeq names its product HECT, C2 and WW domain containing E3 ubiquitin protein ligase 1 (gene HECW1). Gene Ontology annotation, molecular function: protein binding; ubiquitin-protein transferase activity. Lineage: Eukaryota; Metazoa; Chordata; Mammalia; Artiodactyla; Balaenopteridae. Gene Ontology annotation, biological process: regulation of dendrite morphogenesis. The record is from RefSeq and is a predicted model, not a curated record.